Hemicordylus capensis (graceful crag lizard) is the source of this 5288-nucleotide messenger RNA. It is a transcript of the gene PTPRC, whose product is annotated as protein tyrosine phosphatase receptor type C. Gene Ontology annotation, biological process: positive regulation of peptidyl-tyrosine phosphorylation; protein dephosphorylation; negative regulation of protein kinase activity. The record is from RefSeq and is a predicted model, not a curated record. Gene Ontology annotation, molecular function: protein tyrosine phosphatase activity; protein binding. The transcript is spliced from 29 exons. Bases 597 to 3806 code for a protein of 1069 amino acids. NCBI's taxonomy places the organism in Eukaryota, Metazoa, Chordata, Lepidosauria, Squamata, Cordylidae.
CUUAACAGAAGGACAGUCUGCACAGCCAAUGGGGCCGAAGUGAGGGAGGAACUUCCUCCCUCAAUUCCAGCUCUGGCCCAAACUGCAGUGCCAGAGUUACAGAUGUAACACUGGUGCAGAAAUGGAGUUUGCAGCAGCAGAACUCCCCUCUGACUGAAAGUUCCAAGUUGAGUUUGGAGAGGGAAACCAUGGGUUGCUUUCCCCCGCAAACUCCAUUUAUCCGAAUUCAGCCGUUUGAGUUGGGAAACUGGAGGUGAAGGGAUCUCUGGUUUCCUGUUACAUUGAACCGGGCCAGUAUUUGAGGAGAUACUUGCUCCAUGUGCCCAUACUGAGAUCCACCACCUACUUCAAAAAGCAACACUGUUUCUACCAAAGGUGAUCAGAAUAAUUUUUUCACUCAUACCAGCAUCUCACCAUCCAGCAACACUUCAACAAACAGUACUCCAGCUCCCACAGCCAUCACCACUGGCAAAAUAGAACUACCUUCUACUCCCAAGGACUGCAGCAAUAUCCAUCUUUCUGUGGUUAAUUAUAAGUAUCAUAACCUCACUGCCAGUGCAACACUUGCAAUUAAUAAUCCAAAAGAAAAUGUUUUGAUGGCUAACUGCAGCCCUCAGAAAUGUGAAUGGAGCAAAGGGAACAAUGAAAUUUCUGAACUUAAACCAUGUGAACAUUACACAAUACAAGCAAAUGUUAGUGGAUGCAGUGAACUAAUUGAAACAGAGGAGUUUCAAGUCCCCCCUGAUCCUGAUUUGUUUCACUUGUUCGAGUCCUGGGUAACUAACACCACAGUGAAAUUAUCAUGGAACAUAUCUACAAAGAUUAAUUGUACAUUAAUGUAUUCCUAUGAAUGUGAUGGUAAAUCUUCAAAUAAAAACAACACCUUUCUCUCAAAUGGAAUUAUAAGCGGUUUAUCACCCAACAAGGACUAUAAUUGCAUGUCAACAAUAUAUGUAAAUAACCAUGUAGUGAAGACGGAACAGAUCCAAAUAACAACAAAAUAUGGAAAGCCAAAAAAGCCUAAAGAUCUUACCAUGAAUAUGACUUCAAGAACUAUAUCUAUCUCCUGGGAAAAGCCCUCAGACACAGAAAAUGGCCCCAUUGAUGGUUAUAAAGGCAAAAUUGAAAGUAAACCAAAAACUGAACCAGUUGCACCUCCCCCUCCCCCUAAUUCUUUUGAUGUGCCCAGCAACCGUACCAUUUAUACUUGGCAUGACUUAGAGCCUUUCUCAGAUUAUAUCGUGAGAGUAUGGGCAUACACAAAUGUGGAGGGAGCACCAAUUGACGGAGAAGAAGAUAGUCAUGAAAUAAAGACUGCCUCAGAAAAACCAUAUCCUGUGACAGACCUUCAAGGACAUGUUUCAGAUAAAACAAACAAUGCAAUUGACAUUACUUGCAAAGAACCAGAGCAUUCAUAUGGCCCCCAAUAUAUAUAUAUAUUGAAGUGGGGUGGAAAAAAUUAUACAAAUAGAGAAUGUAACUUUAAUGUGGCGGACCUGUCCUACUUGACAUCAUAUACAUUUGAGGUUACUUUUAACAAUGGAGAUUAUUCCUCAGACCCACAGAGCAUCGCAGUAACCACCAGAUACAAUCCUAAAGCCUUGAUCAUAUUUUUGGCAUUCCUUAUUAUUGUGACAGCUGUGGCUUUACUCUUUGUUCUAUAUAAAAUCUACAUCCUUAACAGAGAGAAAUCAAGAAAUGCAAAUGAAUCUGAAAUGCUUGUACCCAGAGGUAGGUACCCUUUUGAUUAUGAAAAAGAGCUGAUGAAUAUAGACCCAAUUCCUGCAGAGUUGUUGUGGGAAGCCUAUAAGAGAAAAAUAGCAGAUGAAGGAAGACUUUUCCUGGAUGAAUUUCAGAGCAUUCCCAGAGUUUUCAGUAAGUUCACUAUCAAAGAGGCACGGAAAACUUUCAAUCAGAACAAAAACCGCUACAUCGAUAUCCUUCCUUAUGACUACAACCGUGUGGAGCUCUCCGGAACACCCAGUGACCCCGGAUCUGACUACAUAAAUGCAAGCCAUAUUGAUGGUUUCAAAGAACCAAGAAAAUACAUUGCUGCCCAAGGUCCCAAGGAUGAGACAACAGAUGAUUUCUGGAGAAUGAUCUGGGAGCAAAAGGCAACAAUUAUUGUCAUGGUGACUCGUUGUGAAGAAGGAAACAGGAUCAAAUGUGCCAAAUACUGGCCAUCCAAGGAGGAAGAGACUGCAUCUUAUGGGGACAUUGUUGUGAAGAUAAAUGAAUGCAAAGUGUGUCCUGACUAUACCAUUCAGAAGCUGCAUAUCACAAAUAGAAGGGAAAAGACGACUGGAAGAGAUGUGACCCACAUUCAGUUUACAAGUUGGCCAGACCACGGAGUACCCGAUGAUGCCCAUCUCCUUCUCAAGCUACGCCGGAGAGUUAAUGCUCUAAGCAACUUUUUUAGUGGCCCGAUUGUGGUCCAUUGCAGUGCUGGUGUUGGACGAACUGGAACUUAUAUUGGAAUUGAUGCAAUGCUGGAGGGAUUGGAGACUGAAGGAAGAGUGGAUGUUUAUGGCUAUGUCGUAAAGUUACGGAGGCAGCGGUGCCUUAUGGUUCAAGUAGAGGCACAGUACAUCUUGAUCCAUCAAGCUUUGGUUGAAUACGUUCAGUAUGGUGAAACAGAGGUCAGCAUCUUGGAACUGCACAACUACCUUAAUCACCUGAAGAAAAGAGAUCCUCCCACUGAGUCAUCUCUGUUGGAAGCUGAAUUCCAGAGGCUCCCUUCAUACAAGAAUUGGCAGACACAGAGAGCUGGCCAUAGAGAUGAAAAUAAAAGUAAAAACAGGAGUUCAGCAGUUAUUCCAUAUGACUAUAACAGAGUAUUAUUCAAACAAGAAGAGGAGGGGAGCCGAGAGAGCGAACAUUCUAAUGCAUCCUCUGAUGAGGAAAGUGACUGCGAGGAACCCAACAGAUAUAUCAAUGCUUCCUUUAUAACUGGCUACUGGCUUCAAAAUGCAAUGAUAGCAACACAAGGGCCACUCCCAGAAACCACUGGUGACUUCUGGAACAUGGUUUAUCAAAGAAAAGUGAAAGUUAUUGUUAUGUUGACUGAGCUGAAAAAUGAUACUCAAGAACUGAGUGCACAAUAUUGGGGAGAGGGGAAAAAGACAUAUGAUGGCCUCACCGUUGAUCUAAAAGACACAAACUGUUGUUCCAGCUACACCAUCCGUGCAUUUGAACUAACACAUGGAAAGAGGAAAGAAACCCGUACAGUGUUUCACUAUCAGUACCAGAAAUGGAACAGCUCAGUUCUUCCAGAGAACCCCAAAGAUCUAGUCACCAUGAUCCAGAAUCUCAAACAGAAGCUUCCAACACCAAAUAUAACAGAAGAAACCAACCUGUACAGCAAGAAUGUUCCACUCGUUGUUCACUGCCGGGAUGGUUCCCAGCAAACAGGAGUAUUCUGUGCCUUGAUGAAUCUCUUGGACAGUGCAGAGACAGAAGGUGUAAUCGAUGUUUUCCAAGUGGUGAAAUCUCUCCGUAAAGCCAGGACAGGAAUGAUUUCCUCUUUUGAAGAUUACCAGUUUCUGUAUGAUGCUGUUGCUAGCAUGUAUCCUGCCCAGAAUGGACAACUGCAGAAAAACCAAUGCCAAGAGCACAAAAUCAAUAUUGAAAAUAAUGAGGAGAAAGAAGAGGAGGCUAACUCUAUUAGCACUGAGCUCUCCUGCCCAGUUCAAGAAACCACGUGUGAUGUGGAAAUGCAUGAAGAUUCCAAACCCCAGGAUGGCUCUAGGGAAGCAGAAAGUUCUUCUAAUGGACCCAGAAAUCCAGUUUUAAUGGAAAGUGCCUAGAAACCUUUUGAACCCUUCCAGACAAAACCAUUUGUACAUGCUAUCUUGCUUCAUUUGGCAGUAAAUUAAAAACAAAACAAGAAAUCGGCAUUUCCUUCACCACCCCAACCUCUAUUUUCUGUAGAGAAAAGAUAUGAAACAAACCGGAAGCAAUUGUUUCCCCCACGGUACGUCAUGGAAUAGGCCGCUUGAAUCUCACGGAUAGUUAUAGCACACUGUGAAUUGUUUUGUGUGUGUUUGUGUGUAGAUUGGCCAUUUUGAAUCGGUUGGUAUAAUUUGUAGUCUUUCAUGUUUUUAAACUGUAUGUUGUCUUUUAUAUAGCAGCAAAAGAGGAAAGAAAAACUAACUACUUGUUUCUGCGUUUUUAACAAGAAACAAAAAUGUUGGGCUGACUAGAUAGAAACUACCAGUUUUCAGAUCCCAUGGAAGUGCUGGUAUCACUGUACUAAGCCCAGGCUAUUUUUCUUAUUGUGAUUUACUUAUUGUUACAGGCCAAAGCACGGCGCAACUAGUUCCACAUGUGCAAAGGCACUUUGAACUUCUGUUUCUCUAAUAGGCCAUUCAAAACCCAUGGCAAGCCAAUGCUGAAACUCAGGGACCUUAAAAAAUAUAUACUUCAGAUAUAACAUGAGAAUCUGAUGUUCAAAGGAAACAAACUCAAGAAUCCCACUGGGCAUGCCCAAGUCCUUGGGUGUGCCUAAAGGAUCCAGACCAGAGUAAUUACAUAAUAAUUUUAUGGUGAUGGGGGGGAGAGAGAGAGAGAGUGUGCGUGCGUGUGCAUGUGUGUGUGAGAGAGAAUCCCUGAUCCAUUGCUUCUACUGUACAUUUGGCAGCUCUGAUGUCACUGUGGAGAACACAAAGAACAAUCUCCUUUACAUACAUGGAGCAUUGCUUUAUAUGGAACUAAACUGAAUAAGUUGUGACCCUGCUGAGCUCUGUAACUGUAUUAAUGCCUAAACAAUAAAUAUGAUAAACUAUAAUAUAAUCGGUGAACAUUCAUCAAGCAAAGAUAAAUGUGGUAGAUUCAAUGUAUAAACUGGAAUAGCACCAACCAAGGGCACAGAAAUCAAACAAUGGGCAUUACGAGACAAAAUCUGGAUAAAAUCUAAGGCAUGCAUUUCUAGAGCUGGCCUCAGGAUGUCACUAUGUUCACAGAAAUUCGCCUGAUGCUUCAGUUUUGGAUGGUCAGCAAGUUUGCUAAGGUAACAACAGUGAAUGUUGUUGUUUUUUUAAACUACCCGGAUAAAUAUUAUUCAGUUAAUUCUACAUAUUAGUAUAGCUGCUUUUGAUAAUCUAUUUUUUUCUCUGACUUGAACAGAACUGGUUUUACAAGAGUUCUUCCUCUUGGUUUUUGUAUAUGCUACUCUUUCUGAAAUGCUGCUUCAUGUGAUAUGAUAAUUUUUAAAAAAUAUAUUACAGUUGUGACAAUUUCGCAUCCAGCUGAGUCUUAUUUUCAAGCCGAAUAAAAAUAAUGUAUCCGUU